AUGCUGUCUUCAUGCUUUCGCACCGGCAGCGCUCGCUGUCCUCCUUUUCGUACAAGGCUGGACGUCAAUGCCGUUUAUUGUCUGCCUCGCCGUAACUUUACUCCCCCACGAGCCGCCGUACAAUCAAAGCCUCGUCUGCAGACAUUUACCCGCCGCACACUGUACACUGUCGUUAGUUUGGGCGGCCUAUGGUUUCUCGAUAGAGAGUACAACGCAUCUUCCGUUGCGAGAAAUUUGCGCACAUUCUGGACAUGCAUGGUGAUCGCUCUCGAUUACAAAUGGAACUUUACCCCGGAAAUGAGCGAGUCGAUACCAGCCCUUCAUGAACGCGUAGCAGAAAUGGUCUACGAUCUGUUCACAGCCAAUGGCGGACUCUACAUUAAGAUAGGUCAGGCGUUUGCCAAUAAUGCAGCGCUGAUGCCGCGACCGAUGCAAGAAAAGUUCUCGAAGCUGUUCGACGACGCCCCACAAGUCCCUUACAGCGUGGUGAAGAAGGUCUUCGAGUCCGAGUUCGGGAAACCCCCGGAUGGUCCGGACGGCGUGUUCGAAUACUUCGACGAACGCGCCGCUGCAAGCGCGAGUAUUGCCCAAGUGCAUCGUGCGAAACUCAAGGCCACGGACGGCACCGAGCAAUGGGUAGCGGUCAAAAUACAGAAACCCGACGUCAGUAAACAGGUCGGAUGGGAUCUGGGGGCUUUCCGACUGGUUAUGUGGGUGUAUGAGAAUUACCUCUUUGACCUUCCGGUUUACUUCGUCGUCGACUUCAUCUCUGACCACCUGCGGAGAGAGCUCGACUUUGAGCUCGAGGCGCAGAACGCGAUGAAGAUGGCUGACUUCGUCGCGGCGGAGCCACGUCUUGCCAAGCGAGUGUAUAUUCCGAAGGUAUUCACCGAGCUCUCGAGUAAGAGGGUGAUGGUUGCGGAGUGGAUAGACGGCGUGCGGCUCAGCGACCGUGCCGGGAUCAUGCAGCUAAUGGGCGAGGAGGACUCCCGCUCACUGACUUCUGCUUCUUCUCAGCUGUAUCAGGGUACACCCCUAAAGGGAGGCGUCAAGGCUAUCAUGCAAACGAUGGUUGACCUAUUCAGCGCGCAAAUAUUCGAGUGGGGAUGGGUGCACUGCGACCCACAUCCCGGGAACAUCAUCAUUCGCCCCCACCCGGCCAACCCGACCAUCCCGCAGUUCGUCCUCCUCGACCACGGAUUGUAUGUUCGGGUGUCGGAUACCUUCCGGAAGCAGUACGCGACGCUUUGGGAAGGUCUGCUUACCGUCAAUUUCGAUGUCGUCAAGGAUGUCGCGGAGCAGUGGGGUAUUGGGACGCCAGACCUGUUUGCCAGCGCGACAUUGAUGCGGCCUGUCAAGUUCGCGAACCAGGACAACGGCGAGAACUUUGAGCAGAUGGACCAAUAUGAGCGGAGCAUGCGCAUGAAGGAGAAGCUCAAGGGUUUCUUGACGGACACCGAUAAGAUGCCGAAAGCGCUCAUCUUCAUCGGGCGGAAUAUGCGCAUCGUGCAAGGGAAUAAUCAGUUACUGGGCUCUCCCGUGAACCGCAUCCGCAUAACAGGCUCUUGGGCGUCGCGUUCCCUGACCGAGCUACCAAAUCUCUCAUGGCGACAGCGCGUGCGCGAGUACCUGCGGUACCUGACGUUCCUGGCGGUUACGUGGUCCAUCGACCUCGCGUUCUGGAUCAGUAAGGUGCGGCAGUGGACGCGGGUGCGGCUGGGGCUGAAGGGCGAAGGUUUCGAGGACGAGCUCGAGCGGACGAUGCGCGGGUUCGCGAAAACGAACUUUGGGGUGGAGAUUGCGGCAGACGCAUUUGAGGGCUGA
Sparassis crispa is the source of this 1824-nucleotide messenger RNA. Its product is annotated as ABC1 family protein. The transcript has 6 exons. The record is from RefSeq and is a predicted model, not a curated record. Lineage: Eukaryota; Fungi; Basidiomycota; Agaricomycetes; Polyporales; Sparassidaceae. The coding region runs from base 1 to 1824 and encodes 607 amino acids.